This is a messenger RNA of Aspergillus fischeri NRRL 181, 360 nucleotides long. RefSeq lists its product as uncharacterized. The coding region runs from base 1 to 360 and encodes 119 amino acids. The record is from RefSeq and is a predicted model, not a curated record. The transcript is spliced from 2 exons. NCBI's taxonomy places the organism in Eukaryota, Fungi, Ascomycota, Eurotiomycetes, Eurotiales, Aspergillaceae.
AUGAAAGUUAAUGCUACUUUGACUCUGCUGCUGCUUGGCCUGGCAGUUGCAUCUCCUUCCUCGCAACCCAACGGCGAAGACAGUCUUCAGGAAGAGAUGGAAAUCGCUGCCACCCAGACCACAAGAAACAAAAUGGUUGUUGCGAGGAUGUUAGAUGGGUCUGCUGGGAUUAUGACCCUCGCUGCCAUGACUGGGAUUGGAACCGGUGCGAGUGCCCUUCUAAAGACCAUCGCUGUCACCCAGACCAUUGGCGCGACCAGGGCCGUUGCCGGUGUGAUAGGGACUGGUGGUGCGAUAAUCAUGAUCCUCACUGUGACUGGGAUUGGGGUAGUUGUAGGUGCAAAAGACAUUAGGUUUUGA